This is a messenger RNA of Xiphophorus maculatus (southern platyfish), 2728 nucleotides long. RefSeq names its product phosphatidylcholine:ceramide cholinephosphotransferase 2-like. Gene Ontology annotation, cellular component: Golgi membrane; endoplasmic reticulum membrane. The record is from RefSeq and is a predicted model, not a curated record. Gene Ontology annotation, molecular function: ceramide cholinephosphotransferase activity; sphingomyelin synthase activity. The coding region runs from base 267 to 1400 and encodes 377 amino acids. The transcript has 7 exons. Gene Ontology annotation, biological process: sphingomyelin biosynthetic process; ceramide biosynthetic process. Lineage: Eukaryota; Metazoa; Chordata; Actinopteri; Cyprinodontiformes; Poeciliidae.
GGCCAGGGGAGGGGCUCCUCCUUCACCCGGCCGAGAGAGAGAAGGAGGACGGAGGGGAAAACGGGAAAAAGGCACCGAUUUCCGAGAAGAAGACGUGGAAUUGUUUCAGAAAGCGGUUUCUGCUGAUUGAGACUCACCUGACCUGGUUCUGCCUUAUCUGUGACCUCGGAGACCAAACACCUGCACCAGACCUGAUAAUCAAUCAGGCCUGUUAUUGGUUAACAGACUGACUGGAAGGACUCUGAUUGGUUGAUAAAGUUUAGUCCAUGGCCGCUUCAGAGCUGAUUGAGAAGGAGGAAGUCCGGAUCCCCGUGGAAGCCAACGUGACCUCGUCAAACUCCCCGACACAGAUUCAUCCACAGAGGGUUGCCAACGGUAACCCCACCCGCCACGCCUCGACGCCGUCGCCUCCCCCGGACGACCUCGACGGUAAUGACAGGCGUGGCGGGCUGUGCAGCCUGAUGCUGAUCGAGUCUCUGAACAACAAGCUGAAGAGACGCUGCGACUACGAGAAGAUCUGCGCCGAGGCGGAGCCGGCCGACAGCCUGCCCAGCGAGUGGUGGAAGACCGGCGUGGCCUUCCUCUACGCCUUCUUCAACCUCGUCUUCACCACCGUCGUCAUCACCAUCGUCCAUGAGAGAGUACCCGACAAGUCGGUGAGCCCGCCGCUGCCGGACAAGUUCUUCGACUACGUGGACCGGGUCUCCUGGGCCUUCACCAUCACCGAGGCCAACGGGCUGAUUCUGGUCGGGCUGUGGCUGGUCCAGUGGCUGCUGCUCAAACACAAAGCCAUCGUGGGCCGGCGGUGUUUCUUCCUCAUCGGGACUCUCUACAUGUAUCGCUGCGUCACCAUGUACAUCACCACGCUGCCGGUGCCGGGGCAGCACAUGGUCUGCGCCCCAAAGCUUUACAACGACUCAACGGGGAAAAUAUGGAGGAUCCUCCGGCUCAUUUCAGGAGGAGGUUUGUCUCUGACUGGUUCUUACCUGAUGUGUGGAGACUUCCUGUACAGCGGCCACACGGUCAUGCUGACGCUGUCCUACCUCUUCAUUCAGGAAUACUCGCCCCGCUGGAUGUGGUUGUACCGCUGGGCCUGCUGGCUCCUCAGCGUCUCCGGGGUCGUCUGCAUCCUGGUGGGUCACGAGCACUACAGCAUCGACGUGGUCAUCGCCUACUACGUCACCACCAGGAUCUUCUGGUGGUACCACACCAUGGCCAACAAUCGCGAUCUGUGCGGCGCCUCGACCAGCUGCCUGACCCGGGUCUGGUGGAACCCGGUCUUCAACUUCCUGGAGAGGAACGUCCGGACGACGGUUCCGGUCGUGUUCCUGUCGCCGCGGGCCCUGCUGUCCUCCUGCAAAGAGCGGUACCACACGAUGGGCAUCGAGAGGGACGAGUGAGGACCGGACAGGGUGGGGGGGGCCCACCGGGACCCAAACCCAGACCGUAGAACCCACCUGGUACCACUCUGCUCAGCAGCUGGAGGUGUUCAUGUUCCAGGCUGCUGGCCCAACUUGUUCUGGAUGUUGAAGCUGAGGAGCAGAAAGACGUUUUGAGUUCUGCUCCUGGAGAGCGCGUGCUGAACCCAAACGGACCUUUCCGGGCCGGCGGUCUGAGCGGUUCUCCUCCAGUCGAAGCUGUGAAACGUUGCUGCUGGCUGAACUUUGUUCCUCGACGCUGCAGACGGACAGAAAGUUUCACCUCAUCGUUCAAAUGUUUCUCCUGUUCUCCGGGCUCGGUUCUGAGCUCGGUUCUGUUGGACUUUAACGAUGCCUUGGGGAAGUAUUCCCCCCUAACUCACGGCGUUUCUAUUUAAAUGUUUCAGUUCAUCAAAUAACCUGAAUAAAAACCAAAAAUCAGUUUUCAAAUGAUUUUGUUUAUUCAGCCAACCUGGUGCUGCAAUCACUCAUCAGCAGGCCUGUACUUUGACUAGGCCACUCUUCUGUUUCAAGACACCCCUGGCUAUAGAGCAGAGGUGUCCAGUGUGGUUUGGGGGCCUUUUGAAAUGAUUUUGUUUGAAAUUGAUCGUUUGGAUGCCUCUGAUCCAUCAGACCCAAAACCAUUGAGUCGUCUGAAUGUUUAUCAGUAGAGCUGAAAGUUUGGGGCAUAAAUUUAACUUUAACUGUUUUACAGGUUUGUCUUUCUGCUGUUUUUUCGUUUUGUUAUGAUGGCUGUAUUCUGCUGACUCGAUCAUGCAAAACAUUUAUUUUCCCUUCUGACUGUCAAAAAUGAGGAGGAUUGAAUCGAUCAGUCAAAUCUCAGAUGGUGAAACUUUCUUUAUUUUCACAGUAAAUAUCCAGACAGGAGGAAGAAAAUAUUUAACAAUAUAUGAAACACAAACUACGUCUAAUUACAGGAAAAACUCCGGUUAGGAGGAAACACUUGAAUAAAAACAGAAAAUAAAAUUUCACUUUACAGGACAAAGAAAAGAUGGCAUGCAGGAUAUUAUGGAAGGAGUUUUUUCCUUUUGGCUGCUUCCAAGUUCUUAACUUCUUAGUGGAACCGGUGAAGGCGCAUCACUGCCACCUGCUGGAGUGGAGUGUGAAAGACGAGCGAUCGAAUAUCGGAGGUGAAAUCCAGGAUGUGGUGAAGCUUUAGAGCUGUAUGAAUAUUUUUGAGCCUUUUCAGAAUCAUUUUAAACAAAAGUAACAAAACGGUCAUCCAAAUCUGUCAGGUUGUUGGUUGUAUUCCAGUCGGGAAUGAAAUGAUUUAUUUGGAUUACAUGAAU